Molecule: messenger RNA, 5198 nt
Organism: Perca fluviatilis (European perch)
Lineage: Eukaryota; Metazoa; Chordata; Actinopteri; Perciformes; Percidae
Gene: plekha7b
Product: pleckstrin homology domain containing, family A member 7b
Exons: 28
Coding region: 480-4565 (1361 amino acids)
Molecular function (GO): protein binding
Source: RefSeq, a predicted model, not a curated record
GAGCUGAGUGGGAGUCCAGUUCAAGUGCUCUGACGGCAGAGCUCCAAUGAGGAACACAUAUAUUAGAAGAGAGCAGAGGAGAGGUGAGGAGAGAGAGAGUACCACUACAGGGAAUGAAUGUGAGAGACGUGAAUAUGAUUAUAUGGAUAAUAGCUAAUGCUUUGUACCUAGGGUGUUACUUGGUGCUCUAGGGCAUCUUACAUGAUGUAUUGGUGAGGUUGGCCGGCUUUAAUAAUACCUAUCACAAGCCUAAUGCUCGCGGAAACAGGGGACAGUUCAGUGAAUACGUGUAUUUUUAGCUCCACCUCAGUAGCCCAACACAUGAGAAGCGGGAAAGAGGAUGUUUUGAAUGAAUCAACGCCACAGUGCUCAGCAGAAGACGUCAGCAACAGCAGCACUACCAGCUGAGAGGAAUACACACACAGGCACCACUGAGAGGAGCAGAGCAGAGCACAGCAAAUCACAGACCUGCAGCUAACAUGUUGGGCCAACCAGGACAGUCAACCUUACACGUCCCUUACAAGAGGCAGCCAGUGUAUCGUGCGACUAAAAGCCACAACCUGAGGACUGUAUCGUUUCGGCACCCUGUGACCGGACAGAUAUCUCCUGAAAACACAGAAUACACACUACAAGACAGGAUAGAAGUCCGUAUGUCCAAGUCAGCGGCCAAUCAGAGAUCCCCGAGCAUGGUCACAGAGUCCUCCAGGGCUGUGACAUCAGCAGCAGUGGAUGCCACCUCAGGGUCAAAGUGCUCCAGAGGUGCGGGGAAAGUGCACAGUUUUGGCAAGAGGGAUCAUGCUAUUAAAAGAAACCUCAACAUCCCAGUGGUGGUGAGAGGCUGGCUCUAUAAACAGGACAGCUCUGGAAUGCGGCUGUGGAAAAGGAAGUGGUUUGUUUUGUCAGACUACUGCUUGUUUUACUACAAAGACAGCAGAGAGGAGACAGUGCUCGGGAGCAUCCCUCUGCCCAGUUAUGUCAUUGCACCAGUUGAGCCUGAUGAUCACAUAAACCGAAAAUACGCUUUCAAGGCGAGUCAUACAGGAAUGCGCUCCUACAUUUACAAUAAGAACUCUGUGAUUGGCUCACAGGCAGAACACUGCGGGAUGCGGACAUAUUUCUUCAGUGCGGACACACAGGAGGACAUGAAUGGCUGGAUCCGGGCCAUGAACCAGGCUGCGCUGAUGCAGCAGAGUCACACUAUAAAGAGAGAAGUGGAGAAUCCUAAGAAGGCUGUACAGCAGGCUGUCCCACAGGCCAACCAUGUCCACAUCAACCAGAACUCAUCUCAGUCAGAAAGCCUUCGCAGGACAGAAAGAGUGGAAGCUCCGGAAAAUUGUAUUCAACUGGCUCAUGGAGACGAGAUGAGGUAUGAAUUAGAGAUCCAGGGGAGGCCCAGCCAGUCAGCUACAGAGGAAAGAGUAGAGCGACUCUCGCCAGACUCAGUCGAUGGUGCCACCCACAAGAACGGACAGCAAACUGUAAUCCAAGUGGCUCUGCCACCAGAACAGAAUGGAAAUCUUGUCUAUCAGAGGGGCUUUGUUUCGCGACCAGGCACUGAGAAACAUGUGCAGAGGAAGAAUACGCUGGCUCAGGUGGAGCAGUGGGUCAAAGUUCAAAAAGGGGACCCACCAAAGAGUGGUCCCUCUGCUGAGUACAACCUCCCUCGGCGGACUCCUCCAUUAAAGCCCAAAGCCAGCACAUCGGAUGCCACCUAUCAGUCGUUGCCAAAGUCUCCCCGUCUCCCGUCUGGCAGCAACUCUCCUCCAGCAACAUGCAACCUGCCUAGUGACUACAAGUAUGCCCAUGACCGUCUCAGCCACUUCCGCAUGUCCACCGACGAGCGCAUGGCCACCAAGGAGGGAAUGGUGUGGCAGCUGUAUGAGUGGCAGCAGCGGCAGCAGUUCCGUCAUGGCAGCCCCACCGCUCCUAUCUACACUGGCCCUAACUUCACAGACUCUUCAUCUUUUAGAGUUACUGUGGAGAUGCCACGUUCCAUCUCUGUGCCUCCGUCUCCGUGUGAAGUCCCACCAUCAGUCCCCUCCUCCUUCAAACCCCUGUCACCUCGCAGGCCCCACACUCCUUCAGACAGACGCACAGUCAGGCCCCUGGAUGAAGUGACACCAGGGGACAGCACAAGGUCCAGCUCGCCCGGCCAUAUUUGUGCCCUUUCUCAGACUUCCCAAAUAGAGAGAAGGUCCAUGCCUGCCAUGGGCUACAUCACACACACUGUCAGUGCACCCAGCUUGCAUGGCAAAACGCCAGAGGAGCUGACUCUGCUCCUCAUUCAGCUUCGGAGGCACCAGGCCAAGAUGGCUGGUGUGCAUAGCCCGAGUGAUGCGUUCGCUCACCUGCAGCACCACCAGCACAACGGCCUUCUGGGCCCCAGCAUGCAGGCUGAUGAUACUUACAUACAACUGAAGAAGGACCUGGAGUAUCUAGAUCUGAAGGUGGGCCCCAACAAAAUCCAAAGUAUUGACCCGAUGAUCGUUUCAGUACACAAUGUGUUUGAAAACUCCACUCCACAGAGUUUUGGGUACUGUUGGAAUGUUACUGGACGGGAGAGUUUAAAAACAGAAAGACCAUCAAGGCCUGUGAAAAUAGCAGAAAGUGAUGCUGAUGUGAAAUUAAGUCGGCUGUGUGAACAAGACAAGAUUCUACAGGAGCUAGAGGCCAGGAUACGCACUUUGAAGGAGGACAAGGACAAGCUGGAGUCUGUGCUGGAUGUUUCCCACCAGCAGAUGGAGCAAUACAGAGCUCAGCCAGCCCAUGCUGAGAAGAUUGCCUAUCAGCAGAAAUUACUACAAGAGGAUGUGGUGCACAUCAGGGCGGAAAUAUCUCAAGUCUCCACAGAGAUGGAGAACGCGUGGAAUGAGUACAGCCGGCUGGAGAGAGAUGUGGACUGGCUGAAGUCAGCCCUGCAGGGACAGAUGAACCGCAGCGAUCUCUCUCAGAAAGAGAAAGCCCAGAUCAGAAAAGAGCUGUGGAGAAUUGAGGAUGUUAUCGCAGGCCUCAGCACCAGUAAAGCCAACUACAAAGUCACUAUCUCCUCUGUUACCAACCCAGAGAGGAAAUUUGUGCCUUCAGUGUCGGCGUCAUCAGUGCCUUCUGUGUCUGGGAGCCCGUCUGCUAUGGAGAUGAGAUUUUCCCAGCAACAGCAGCACAGCCCCCACCUCAGCCCCAGUAGCCACACCCCCACCCUUUCCUCCAGCCCCAGCCAUCAGCCCUUACACCACUGGGUGGAUGCAACCAUUACCAGUGGACUUAAAUGGUUCUGUGUGCAGGGCGAGGAAGAUGUGCCUCCCAGACCUCCUCUACCUCAGCUCUACAGCCCUGAUGAGCAUCCUCCUGCUGUGCCCCCAUUGCCCCGGGAGACAACGGUCAUCAGACACACUUCUGUUCGCGGCCUCAAGCGACAGUCAGAUGAACGCAAAAGGGACAGAGAGAUUGGCCAGUUCACUAAUGGAGACAGUAAGGUAGAACUUAGGCCUUUCCUGAGCGAUCCAGAGCUUAUGGGAGCUGGGGACGGCUCCAGCCACAUCACUGUAGUAGCAUCUGGACGUGCCGGUUACCAGACGUUACCAAGCAGAGGAGUGGCUGGCUCCUCGCCUAGGCUAAAUCAGUCUUCGAGCAUCUCCUCAUAUGUGACCCUCCGAAGAGCAGCCUCAGCUGCUGGCGUGAAGGAGAGACCAAAAAGUGCCUUGGAGCGUCUGUACUCUGGGGACCCGGCGCAGCAGCAGAGGGGGAAGAUGAGUGCUGAUGAGCAGCUGGAGAGGAUGAAGAGGCACCAGAAGGCCCUCGUCCGCCAGCGCAAACGCACCCUGAGCCACGGAGACCGCCACGCCUCUCCAUCCUCGCGCAGCUCGUCCUCAUCCUCACGCCCACUUUCAGCAGACAUGGGAUCAUGGAAGAGAGAGCAGGAGUUUGACCUGCAGUUGCUCGAGAGGGCUGUUCAGGGGGAGGAGGCACAGGGAGUUAGGAGCGUUCAGGGAGAGGAAAGACCUCCCGAGCACAAAGAGAGACCCCGCUCGCACUCUGACGAAUGGCUGACCCUGCGCUCCACAGCCACAACCCCUCCCGCCCAUGAGGUCGACCUGGAACCACUAGACUAUGACCUGGACCUUAACAAAGAGCUUUCUAAGCCUCAGAAAGUGUUGAUCCCAGAGCGUUAUGUGGAUUCAGAGCCUGAGGAGCCUCUCAGUCCGCAGGAGGUGGAGGAUCGUAAUCGUAAGGUGGAGCGCAUCAAGAGCAUCUUGGCAAAGUCCAGUGUGCAAAACCUAACACCCACAGUGACUGUGGACAAGCCAGAGGUUGGGCUAGUGGCUCUUGACUCAGCUCUACAGGAGCAGGAGAGGAUCAUCACCAUGUCCUAUGCUCUCGCGUCGGAGGCCUCGCUCAAGAGUAAACUAGUCACAGUUCCACCACAGUCUAACAUCCCCACCCCUCCUCCUCCACCCCCUCCUCCGCCUCCUCCUCUCCCUCCUCUUCCUCCUGUUUCUACGAUUUCUACUGUAUCUCUGGCGCCUCCCUCUCCUCUAAGCAACGGAAUUCACUACACGUUUGUCUAAUCCGAGAAAUAAACUCAAGCAAUUUCUGGACACUGAGGUGCUAUUCCACAAUGACAACAAACAACCACAUUCUGCAAGAAAAGAGGAUUUUUUGGGACCUUUCCAUACAGAAGUACAAGAACUGUACUAAACAUUUAAACUGCUCUCUGAGGCUCACGCAGCAUUGACUCGUUAAGGAAAAUGGAAGACUUCGCAAUGGGAGAUGCUGGGCCCAUUAACUAUGGAAGUGUCUAACAAAUGUUAUCAUAUGUUAUCAUAAUCAUCUUUUCUACAUGUUAUUGCACUUUGAAUUGUACACUGUAUCAUGUUUUCAAGGUAUGACUGAAUUGCUUUUACUUGCAGUGUGAUAUCAACUGGGAACUUGCACAGAAUGUUAAAAACAAAAGGGACUAAAUGUGUCAUGAGGGUAGUAUUUUUUGUCAAAAAUCAGAUCAUAUUCUUACACCAAACCACUUGAAAUAUCAUAUGUAUGUACCUGUAGCACUGCCAGUCUCCUUUUAGCUUGCCAAAAUGAAUUUUUAUUUUUGCUUACAUCAGGAUGAAAAUAACCUCUAACAUAUUUUCUGUGUGACUGGGGAUGGUUGCACAAUGGACAUUUAUAAAAAUGUUAAUAUUAAAGAUGUUAACACAAUA